GGUUAGACCUCGGAGUCUGUUUGUCGAUGGAGCAACCACCGCCGCCGCCACAGGCGCCGCCAAAUGAGCAACAACUUCCGCCGCAACAGCAGCUACCGCCGCUACAAUCAGCUGCGUUGCCGACGGCGCCGCCUCUUACAUCCUCCUCCGCUGCGCCGUCCUCGCUUUCACUCCCUCCUCCUGCGGCGACGGAUACCGUGCGUUCUCCCAAUCCAAACCUAAACCCCGCUCUCAAUAUCUCCCAAUCAAGGCCGGCAUCGCAGCCAGCGACGUCGUUUUCUCGGCCAUGGCAGCAGCCAUCGCCAUUCCAGCACUUCUCAUUGCCUCCUCCGCCGCCUCCUCCGGGGCCUCACUCUGCCUCCGCCUCCGCCUCCGCCGCUCCUUCGUCUAUGCCGCCGCCGCCUCGGGGCGGAAUGGCGAUUGGUGUCCCGGCCCAUCACGUCGGGCCCGGGCCUCCUCCCCCGCCCGCCUCGUUUUCGUCUUUGGCUCCGCCUUCCUUUGGCCAACAAUUCGGUGGAUUGGGGCGCAAUGUGCCUGAUUCUGUGCCUACUUCAAGCUCAUCCCAGGUGAGACAGCCAAUACAAGGAAUGCAAGGAGUGGGAAUUAUGGGUGCCAUUGGUUCCAGUUCAGCAAUGAGGGCAGCUGGGGUUCCUCAACAUCCAUUGAGAUCAAUUACCUCAUCUCUUAGAGCACAGGCUGUCACUCAGUCUCCUGGUUCACAAAAUUUUCAAGGACAUGGCAUGCUGAGAGUUCAAUCAGUGGGAUCUCCAAUUUCUCCUGCUACUUCUCAGAGUCCACAGUCGCAGAAUCAGCCUUGGUUAUCUUCGGCUGCACAAGGGAAGCCUCCGUUGCCACCCCCCUCGCUGAGGCCUCAGAUGAGCCCACAAUUAUUGCAGCAACGCUCUCAUAUUCCUCCACAGCAUCACCAUACCAUGCCUACCUCUCCGCAGCCACAGCAUACAUCUUCUGCCCAACAGUCACAGCCUUCAAGUUCAGUUCCCGCUCCUGAGAACUUGGCACAGCAAGUUCAACCAUCAAGGAAUCAACAGUCUUUCCCCAAUCAACCACCAAUUGCAAGGGGUCAAGGAUUGGGAAUUCAAAGGCCCCCGUCUCUUGCAACGCUGCAACCUGGUUCUGUUCAGGCCGGAUCACUUUUUAGAACUGCUGCUGUGGAGACUGAGGAGCCUUGUAAUAGGAUUCUGAGCAAAAGAAGCAUCCAGGAGCUCGUGACUCAGAUUGAUCCCUCAGAGAAAUUGGAUCCUGACGUUGAGGAUAUCCUUUUAGAUAUUGCUGAGGACUUUGUGGAAUCUAUUACAACCUUUGGUUGCUCAUUGGCAAAACACCGAAAAUCCUCUGUGCUAGAAUCGAAGGACAUCCUUAUAAACGUUGAAAGGAACUGGAACAUAUCUCUUCCGGGGUUUAGCGGGGAUGAAAUUAGGACCUACAAGAAACCAUUCACAACUGACAUUCACCGAGAGCGGCUUGCUGUUAUCAAGAAAUCUGUCGCCACUGCAGAGGCGUCGAAUUCAAAGAGCGGGGCUGGACAAGGUGGAAACUUGAAGAGCCAUAUGGGAAAAGCACCUGCCAAUAUUAUGAGUCCCCCUAAUACAAAAACCUAAAGCUCUAACACCAUUGUUUUGGAACACUGGUUGUGCCAAGCUUACCAUUACACCAGUCACCAGGUAUGCUGACUCUGUUACAAUAGAGUAUCUGUUCAUAAGAGUCAAUAUCACCUCUACUGAGGCUUGAACUCACAACAUCUCAUAUGGGAGUGCAACUUGGUACCACUAGACCACAAGGCCUUAGCUCCUGUUUAUUGUUUCUUGAUCUUCUAUCUUAUAUGCAUAGUGUAUGUACUCUCUCAUCCAGCGCAACUUGAGGGUGUCGAAAUCUUUUCUGUCCACAACUUUAGCGUAACAACAACAUCAUCAUCAUCAUCAUCAUCAUCAUCAUCCCCGCGGUGAAUAACAAAGUGAAGGCUGCACAAUGACCCGGAGGCGCAAUACCCGAAUAUGGGCAGGAAAAACGGAAAAAAGCACUGAACUUUCCUAUUGCCAAACUCUUCCCAGUUGAGGCAAGUACAUAGAAAUAGUCAAAAACCAAUACUCUGAACUCUCUGUACUUGCUGUUUUUACAUACAAUUGAUGGCUUUAUGGAUUUUCUAUGCCUUUAGAUCUUGUUUUCAAUCAACAUCUCCACCGGAUCUGCCAUGGUCCAUGGAUAAGCACUAUCUGUUUUUGAGUUUUGACAGCUAAAAAUUGCUAAUAAAAGCAAUCAACAUAUGUUUCUGAGUUGUCAGUGGCA
Messenger RNA from Ipomoea triloba (trilobed morning glory), 2304 nucleotides. RefSeq names its product transcription initiation factor TFIID subunit 12-like. The transcript is spliced from 8 exons. Gene Ontology annotation, molecular function: TBP-class protein binding; DNA binding; protein heterodimerization activity. Gene Ontology annotation, biological process: DNA-templated transcription initiation; RNA polymerase II preinitiation complex assembly. The record is from RefSeq and is a predicted model, not a curated record. Bases 27 to 1619 code for a protein of 530 amino acids. Gene Ontology annotation, cellular component: SAGA complex; SLIK (SAGA-like) complex; transcription factor TFIID complex. Lineage: Eukaryota; Viridiplantae; Streptophyta; Magnoliopsida; Solanales; Convolvulaceae.